UGACAAAACCUGCAGUGCAAUAACAGAGAGAAGAGAAGAGAAGAUUGAAAAAGCAAUCUCCGAGAGUCAAAGCUACAGCAUUGAAUCCUUCAUCACCAAGACGGCUCAAACCCCAGCUGCUGGGCAAACACAACACAGGACUACCAGAGCGGCAUCUGUGUUAGAAGUCUGUCAGACUGUCACAGAUGGAAUGGAGAAAGCUGCAGACAAUCCCCUAAUAUCACUGAAGCAAUACCUUACAGUCAACCUAACAAGGUUAUCAGUGGCACAAAGUGUAGAAGCAGAAAAGACCAUCGAAGACAGGAAAGAAAUAGUGGAGUUAAGUGGAAGGACCAGGCAGAGCAAGUGUCCCAGACCUGCACCUCUGUCGGUAAAGUCAGAAAAAAGAGGCUCCAGAUCUCGGCAGAGGCAGGGAGGAAGCUCAGAGGUCUGCACAGCUGAAGGUAACAGAGGGGUGAGGGAAAUGUUUUUCAAGGCCAUUGAUAAAGUAAAUUUAAGGGAGCGACAAGUAAGGGAAUCUGUAGGUGAUUUAACACACAGCGAGGGAAGGGGGAACGACAAGGUUAUAGAAAUACAAACGGUAUCGCAAGAAAAAGAGGAUUUACAGAAGGAGCAGCAGGACAUUGUAAAAGGGAAAUUUGAAAGUCAGAGAGAAAAGAGAAAUGAAGCACCUGCAAUUGUGGAAUGUAAAAGUAACACGGCCCUGGAAGAAGUGAAAGAAUCAGAAUGUAAAAGUGCGCCCAGUGAAAAAACCAGAGGAGAAAAUAACAUAGAGUGUGUUCAAAAUAAAGGUGAUGAGGGAGUUGUUAAAUCUUCAGAACAAAUGACUAAGAGUGUGAGCAAACAACCGGUAAGUAGGCAUGAAGAAAAUAUUGUCUUAAAGCAGGCCAAGGUUCUGCUAUCUGAUAUUUUAAGAAAAGAUACAGCUUUAAUAGAUAAGAGAUUACACAGAGAUAUUGUAGAAAGAGGGUUUUCUACUUUGGCCUCUAAAGAGAUGCAAAGUGAUGAGGGACAAGAAGAAUUGACAGAAACAAAUGGUGGCUGGUACAGUUCAGUGCAGAGGAGGAUUAUGAGGCGACGACAGUUGAGGCCUAGAAGAGCGAAAACAAAAGCAGAAGCUUAUCAGAGCACCAAGGGACACUUGAGCAAAGAAGGUUCAGCUCCACUGAAGACUGAGAUGAGAGAGGUUAGUUUGCAGCUUCAAUCACCAGCAGCUUCAAUGGGUAAUGACCCUUCGGCCACCUGCCUACGAGUUACGAGUAAUCUGCAUCCAGACACAAAUACACAGGCACACAUACAGUCCAACAUACCUCUGAAGAAACGUACAUUUCGCAGUUCUGAGGAAAUAGACCCUGAACAUGGUUUAAAUUCUGCUUCAGAUCAGGCUUCUAAAGAAGCCACUGAGUUAAAUUCAUCUGCAGAGCUGGAGAGUAGCAAAGUGAAAAGAGAUUGUAAAUGCAGAUGUAGGAGUACAGAAGUCCAGAGGUUAAACCCCCAAAGGAUCACAAAACAAAACUCCUUUAAGCGAUUUCUUCGGUCCCAUACUAGUGAAGUUCAGCGAAGCCAUUUAUUGAGGAAAGUUCGAAAGUGUAAAAUAGAGAGGCAAGAUGAUGACAUCGACAAGACUCGGAAACGAGCAAGUGAUAAACUUGUAAAAUGCAAACAAGCUGAGGAUCCUGCUAAAAAUCCAACUCCAAAUAAACAUAAAAAGGAAGACGAGGUAGAAACAUUGAUCCAGCAAAGUGAUUUGGAGGAGACAAAGCCGGUGCUGGAUUUUAAGAUUCGUUUUAAGAGGCGGAAAGGUAGAGUAUGGGAGAUGCAAAAAGCAGGAUUGGAAAAUUUGGCAUUAAAAACAGAAAAGGGAGAUGAUUUGCUGACAUGUGACCCUUUUAAAGCCAUCAUGGAUUCUGUAUCGAUUUUAAACAUGGAGAUGGAGGCAGCUCAGGCACAUGUGCAGGCCAGUAAGCAGUCAAAGAGCAGAUUACACCGGUUGAAGAAAAGAGGUGAGAGGCUUAUUGAAAUUAAUACAAAUGUAUCCUCAGACGUACCCAGUGAGACGCUCAGUGAGACGCCCAAUGACAAAGUAGAAAUGAAAGAAAGGCUUGAUAAGGACCCUUUAGAUGGAGUCAAACUGCUGCCAGAAAAAAUCAAGAGUUGUAAAAACGAUAGUGACAUGUCAGCUGUAGGGCACAAAACAAAGAUUGAAGAUUGUUUUGUUAAUAAUUGCUGCUUGUUUGAAACUGUGUCACAACAGAAACUGCAGCCUGAAUUGGAUUCAAAUGGUCUUCCGUUACCAGUAAUCAAACUACGCAGAAAGAUGGAGAAUAUUUGGGAGGUGGACAGCAAAGAGGGGCUCACACAAACUGAACUGAAAGUAGAGCCCAAAGUUAAGAAAGAGAUGAAAGGUUACAUUUUAGGGAAACAAAAGAAAGGAUGUCUCGACUUUAACAAACUCAAAGAAGAGUUCCCUUCACAAAGACUGAACAGCAACUCGGCCUUUCUGAAAACUGAACCGCCACCAUUCUCCUUGUCUCUGUCACCGCUGUCUCUGUCUUCCCCUCUUAAUGACAAUGAAACUGAAGUGAUAUCCUCUGCUGCACAUGCAAUCACUGAAAGGCCAGAGAUGAACAGCGGAGGAAGGAAACAGAGGCACAAAAUGGAGAGACCGCGGAAGUGUGGGCCUGUUGAAACACCCACAACUUGUCUUAGUCACACUCUCCAACAAAUUGACAACAGUCUCUCCAGGCUCUCAGAGGGCUUGUGUUCAUCUCAGACUUUGGAAAAGCCAACAGCGUGUUCCAGUGCUUCUAAUUCUGUCAUCCAGCCCCCGUCCCAGUCUCCUCUAUUCACAACUGCAGAUACCAUGCUUUCCGCUGAGCCCAGCUUCACAAACUGCUGUGAUGAUAUUCUGGACUUUCAGUGUCUGAACUUUGAGGGGUAUUAUCAGCCACAGAACAUACUUCCAUCUUCCCCAUCAGAUCUGUGUUCACUGGAUCCACCCACAGAUCCUUUCAGCAGUCCCCUCUCUCACAGCCCGCCUGAUACAUGGACCACUGAAACACCGUACCUUGGCCCUCCCAGUCCAGGAAAUAACUUCACCAGUGAGGAUCUGCAGUUUUUUCCAGGUUUAAUUUCUUCCAAAAGUGACUCUGGUCUUCUGGAAUGUGAACCGAAGGAUACUACCAAAGACAGAAACCCACCUAACCCCAGUUUCAGUUUUGCACCUCUCGGCAACAUUGACUUCACUGCUAAGGAUCGACUCCUUAGUAAAAAUCCAGGAAUGAGGCUGUCCAGAGAAGACCUCAGAACUCAGUCCUUCCCUGUAGUCGGCAAGCCUCGGUUGUUCAGUACAACACCAUCUUCUGUUACAUCUCACACUCCUGUUGCUUUAACCCAACCCUCAAUCAACGUCAAAACAUGCACCAGUCAACUAAAAGCCCAGUCGAACCAUAGAACCCAGGGUCCCUUCCAUCGUAUGAGCAUUCCUAGUAAACCCCAGUCUUUUUCAAGUAAUCUUCCGUACGCAGUAAGAGGAGUGCCUCAGAGUUGCUUGACAAGAUCCGUCCCACCAUCUCAAAUAUCUAACAAAUUCCCCUCUCCUCAACUCUUCACUGUGAAAAAUCCAAAUCCUCCUGACAAUCCAUUCAAAUUCCAAGAGAAAAGCUCUACUGUUAUUCACAGGGUGCUUAAAUAUCAGGGGGAGAACCAGAGUCAGAACUUGUAUAGUGCACCUUGUAAAGACGCUAUGGCUGCUGGCAGCCCAACAGUCACGUCUAGAACAUUUGGUAAUCUAGCAAAAUCAGGUACUUUUGAGAAAACCCACCAGAGUCAGAAGCUAGGUGUUGGUACAGACAGUCAUCUUAAAGGCAACAUUUCUGUUCAUGCAUUUGGAAAAGAUGUUGGCCAUCUUGGUUCCUCCAGCAACCCCAGCAGGUCCAACACUCAUUUUAACAAACCCAACUCUUUCCCUCAGUCGUUUAUUAAAAGUAGGAUGUCGUCUGACAAACAUGAAAGUGGUGAAACCAACAUGACAUACAAAAACAUACAAAGACCCUUCUUCUUUCCUAGCAAAGUGUCUGAUGGUUAUUUAUCACCACAAGACAAGAAAUCCAAUCCGUCGACCUCAGACAAGCACCAGCCCUGCUACACUCAGCAAGACCCUUUUGAUUUUAGCUUCGGCUCGUCUAUUUCGCCCAUGCCUCAGCACAACCCCCAAGUGGCUCACGGUACACCUCCUGGUACGCCAGCACCAGCAAACAAGAGUCAGUCGUCAGCCUCCACAGCCUCUUUCCCUUAUGGCUAUCAAGGUCCUCCUUACGUACUAAACUUUAGUGGAGAUCAUUCAUUGACCCUAGGUCUCAGGGAUGGGGCUGAGGGUUACCCAGGGUUAGGCUCAACAAACUACACCUACCAUUGUCUGAUGGAACCUUCAGGCACCCAAGGGCGACUGGUUCUCGAGCCCUGUGGACCCCAGUUGUCUAAUCCUGCAUCUUUUUCUUUGGGUGGAUUUUCAGGGCUCAAAGGUCAGGACGAACAUUGCAGGAAGGAUAUGCCGCAACAGUGCCAGCCUGGGGAACAUCAAGGCACACCACACUAUGGACCUGUUACAUCGUCUCACUCCAUGGGUGCCACAAAACCCAAGAGAGUGAGGCCAGUUGCGCUUAAUGGAAUGAGGUAUCGUACAAAGUCUUUGUAAUAGGAGUUCACCCAGAUGGAAGCAUUUAGAUAUUCACAUGUUACAUAAAGAAAUGUGACAAUCUUCUCACAGAGUAACUCACUUUUGUCUUUUUUAUUUUUCAAAGGAGUUAAUGAUUAUAUUACAGAAGAAGAACUUAAGGAUAUGUUGUUCAUCACCUGCAAUAGUGACCGUUAUUUUGUUGUCACUGAUGGAGCCACACAUUUAUAGGUGUUUAUAUUGUAAGCAGAGUUAUUUGCUGUGAUUGUGGAAGUUGCGCAAGCAUCCCCUCAUGUCAUGAUGCACUGUAUGUUGAACCCAUUUGACAUCAGUGGGCAGGAGUGUCCAGUGUGACUGCACAGCCUUUCAUUACUAUGAAAUUGUACUGUCUUGUUAUGGAAAGGCCAAUUAUUUAUUUUAAAAUCCUCAUCCUUGAAAUGGUGCUUUAAUGUAAUUUAUAUUUCACAUUGAUUGUUCAAACUAUUAAAUGUUUUUUUAUUAUUAUUUAAUGGGACAAAAUACUGAACUGAAUAUUUAGAUUGAGUAUUUAAUUUCACAGCCUUCGCCAUCUUAUCCAAUGUUUCAGUUGUUACAGGUAAAACUUUCUGUCUUUUUUUCUCAUUGGCAGUUAGUGUUACUGCAAGUCUGCUGUAGAAAUGUACAAAUGUAGCCUAUAUCAUUAAAGAUACUUAAUUCUUUUUUGCA
This is a messenger RNA of Cottoperca gobio, 5380 nucleotides long. RefSeq names its product lysine methyltransferase 5C (gene kmt5c). Gene Ontology annotation, molecular function: histone H4K20 methyltransferase activity; protein binding. Gene Ontology annotation, cellular component: nucleus. The transcript is spliced from 2 exons. Lineage: Eukaryota; Metazoa; Chordata; Actinopteri; Perciformes; Bovichtidae. The record is from RefSeq and is a predicted model, not a curated record. The coding region runs from base 191 to 4696 and encodes 1501 amino acids.